GAAAAGCUGUCUGUCGUCGGAAAUUAUGACAGGCGCCGUAUCAACAGCUAAAUAAUUUUUUCUUAUUCCCUUUGCACAAGCAUGGGCGCACUAUGGCCCCUAGUUUACGAGACCUGAUUGAUUUCCUCCUCUCAGAGAUUGCUCUCUGUGGCGAUCAAGGAGCUUCCCCUACUGAUAUUUUGUCGUUUAUUGAUGUCUUUUAUGCCAAAUCUGCCAAGGAGGAAUCGAACCGCCGCCAGACCAUUGACAGACGAUGGCAAGGAAAAGUCUGGCAAUGGCUUACCAAAAAUCCCGAAGUCUCUGUGGGCAAAAAUCGGGAAGGAAACGGUCUAAGCCUUGCAGAAGUCGAACAGCGUCAGCUAGCUUCUCAGGAAGCAGAUAGCGAACCCCAACCUGAAACUGGCAAUGGUCCAAUCCGUGUCUUUGUCUCCAAGGAGCGGACGUGGCUUGCGAUCACAGGACAUGAGCCAGAUGAGACGAAAGUCCUACCCAUGGAGUUCGCUCUCCUUUCUAUCAUUGCAUCACGGAAAUCUAGCGGAAUCGCUCAACCCGAAUUGAUAAGGCUCAGUGGUCAGGAUAAGCGAUCAGUGCCCAAGCGUACAGACGUGUUGCAACAAAAAGGCUAUAUCGAGAAAAGAGCCAUUCAGAUCAAAGCUGCCCGAACAAGCCUUUGCACUUUACGAAGGUUUCUGGACCAAGGAAAUGCGAGUACUGAAAGGCCUACCGUCCAAAACCUCGAUGCCGGGAUUGACGCGAAUAAGAUGAUCGACUUUGCAUCUUUUACGACAAGAUUGUUUGAAAUUUUGCGGGAAUACCAAAUCAUUUCCCGCAACGAUCUUAAGGGUCUUCUGGGUUUCGCUGACCGAUGGCGAUGGAGAAUUCUUUCCCGUGCCCUGCGAAAAUUUGAACGUAUAGGUGUUCUAAAACGUGUAAAAGCAUUAUCACAAUACGCAGACACCCAGAAAAAAUUCCACCCCUGUGUCAUGCUCGUUCGAGACCCAACAGAGAAAGAUUUUGAGCUGUUUCAUGAGUUCAGUAAGAACAUCUAUUCCAGUCUUGAACAGGGGGGGAAUGCAGAGUUUGAAGAAGAUAUAGACGGCGAGAAUGCAACCCAAGAGCCGUCGUCUGGGGGAGCUCUGGCCGUCGUGAAAAGGGAAGAAGAUGUAGAAUUUUCGGGACGCACUCUUCCUGUGUGGUCCCCGGAUCGCAAUAUUCAUAAUCAGAUUUUCGAGCUUAUCGACCGAACGGGCACCACAGGCAGUACUAACAGUGAUGUCAUUCGAGCAUGUUUUGGGGCCUUUUACCGCAGACCGCUGGAGAACACGUUGGCACGCUUGGUAGAAUGCUGGCAAGCAUCCCAGCCGCCCCAUCUACGUCACUUGGCCAUUGUGCGAGAUACAGCCCUCCAUCGCACCAUUACUCACUACGUUCAUUAUUCUGCAAGAAAUUUCGGUCAGCUGGUUGACGCAGGAGAAUCGUCAUGGGAAGCCGUCGAGUUUGUCCCGAAGAAUACCAAAUCCGACAAUGUCCGUGUUCCUGCCGUUGAUGCUAAGCCUCAGGUCGACAAAUAUGGAUUCCCUGUAGAUAUCCCAAUCAAAGAUUUGCUAAAUAAUGGCAAUGCUUCCCUGGCGGAAUGUAUAAACGCGAUGAAGCCGCCCGAUUACUUUUUUUCAAGCAGCGAUGCUAAACCCGUGCGGCUGGAGGAUGGGACCUAUGGGAUCCAUUAUGGGCAUAAGAAGCUGCCUGCUGGGACACCCCAACCAGACAGGGCUGUCAAAGAAACCAGUAAGAGGACACCAAAAAGGCCAAAAAUCGAGCAAGAAAAUAUUUCCGACGUUGAAAUGCUUGACAUGUCGACAGCCCCACCGCCCAAAAAGCGAAAGCAAGAAUCCGAUAGAUUUAUCGGGAUGUCUGAAAAGGAAAAGCUCGAAGCACUCGGCUUGGACGAGACCUGGACUGAAUACAGUGUCCUACUUAUUGACCGUCCUAGUCCGGGAGUAUAUGUUACUCCCCGAGGACGACGAAGACCAGCUGGUAAGCGACGAGGACGGCCACCUAUUAGUCAGCUUGCAGUGUUCAAAUCACCAAAGCUGCGAGGGCUUCCGUGGUUUGAGGCAGCGCAUGAUAACAGCACCCUUGAACUUCCAGGAUCGCAGCCUCGUGAUGCGCUGGAUAAUGAUAAAAUUGCGCCUAUCGCCCAUGACUCAGUCGAACAUGGCAGACCACAGGUCUCAACCGCUGCGAAGGGCGCUAAAAGGCAAUUUCAGCCCUCCGAUUCCGAUACUGAGUCGGAGUCUACUAUACAAACACCUUCAAAGGUGCCAAAUACCCAUAAGCCUAUCAGUGGGCCGGAGACACCACAGCAGGAAGUUAGCGUCAAGACACGAAUGGUGAAAGAUGUUGGACACGGAGAUGGGGAUACCGAUAAACUUGCUCGACACCCCGGAACGGGGACUAAGAGGAGAAGACACCAAUCCCCGAACUCUCGGAAUCAAAGUAGCGUCGGCGUGGAAAGUGAUAGUAUUACAAGCGGUUUACCCUCAACCCCAGCCAUGCCAAGCGAAGAAACUAGCAGAGCCCAUACACAAAGUGCAGGUGCGAGGAGAGAAACUCCAUCAAAACGACUGCGUCGAGAGACAAGCCGCCUACUUGAAGGGAAAGCAGGUCUGCAAACAUUAACUCCAGCUCAUAUUGCUGGAAAUAAAGACCUAUCACACUUGCCGGAAAAUUCUGACCUCACAGCCAACUCAUCAUCCUUGACAGAAGCGCCUCAAACAAUAGCAGAAGACACCAUCGUAGAGAUGACCCCUGCUGUUGAGCACAAUUCCCGUCGUCAAACUCUCGCCAACGGUACCCCGGGCAUGGAGCCUUCUACACCUCACACUUCGCAUAAUGAACCCAUGGUUUCCAGCGCCUCCCAAACCCCGGGAGCGUCUUCUGUUAGGUCCAGGCGGCCGAAGCUUACAGACAAAGGAGGAUCCGUUGCUUUUCUGCGGAAGAGCAUUAUCAUGAAGAUAGUCGAACAGGCCCAGGGCGCUUAUCCGAUGGGCUCUGAGCUCUGGUAUCCUUUCAUGACGGCAUGGAUGAGAACAAAAUAUAAGGAAAAGCCGGAUUUACGCACAAUAAAAACAGCCGUCAAGCAUCUGGUAGAUGCCGGAAAGCUUCGUCAACAAACUUUCUGCGGUAGAGAUUACAAAGGAGUUAUGGUUACAAAGACCAUAGUCUGCAAAUCGGAUCUACCACCAAACGAUCCCAUCAUCAAAGAUUUGCAAGCAAAAAUGCUAGCAUCAGAUGCGCGAUAUUAUUUCCCUCCAAAUGUUGAAAUCGACCCCAGUCUAACAAAGAGUGGAAUCAAAGGUACUCCUGGAAGAGACCACAGGCCAGCCACACAUAUUCCUGUUGAACCCAGGCUCACCGUGCAACUGCACCAAAAGCCUGCAUCCGUAUUAGCUAUUGAGAGAAGAAGAGGUCAAAGCAUCCAGCGGAAGCUUCUCCAGAGAAUUGAAUUGGAACAGACUAUCUACAGGAAACGACCCUCUGGUAUUGUCAGACUUCUCUCAAUCCAGCGUCCUGACAUGGAUGGUACUAUGAUCCAUGGCAGAACUUCUAUUUCCCAACCGGAUCAAGCUGGGGAGGACUUCCGAAGAUGCGUUCCAAGGCGACGAGAAGCUGUAACUGGUCAGGGAUUAGAUGAGCAGGGCGGUGCCCGCCGGCUGAAGCGCCUCGUACUUCCAAUUUCCUUGAUAGCACCCUACGCAAUGUUGAUGAAUCCGAGACAGGGAUUCCACUCUCAGACCGGGACUUUUUCUACUAAUGCUGGCCUUGCAGCGUUUAUUGUUCCCAAGCAACCCUCUCUUCCUACGCUGAAGAAAGGGUCUCGUCUACCCCAAUCCUUGGACGAUUUAUUCAGUCAGACACGCCGGCGUGCAGUAAACGUUUCGGGCAACAAUGAUCCACGGUCAAGGAGAUUCUUCCGAGAUACUGACACCAUCCUCAGAUGGGAACUUCAAAACGAAGAAGUGCUCCAGCAGAAAGGAGAAGGUCUUAGCUAUAUUAACCAAACGAUCCGAGAUUCGUUUGAGACUGUCCCAGUUGAAGGAGGUAUUCGAUUUGAUGGGGGUGAAACCGACUUGACCUCUCGGCCAGCUGCUCGAGCCAUAACGACAAGGCAACGUGCUCCUCGAUCACCAAAUUUUGUUCACUUGGAGCCCGGUGCCCCUCCUCCUGCUUCUUCUUCUUCUUCUUCUUCUUCGCCAUCUAGGCUACCAAGGGAAGAGUCAGAGGCCCCUUAUGUUUAUGAAGGAUAUCGUAAGCCGGCUAUUCCCCAGCAUCGCCGUCUAGAGAAAUUGAACGAGUUAAUGGCAAGUGAUUUAUCGGCGGCACAAACACCUCGACUGCCUCUCCGCCGCACCCGUCUUGCCCAGCAACUACCGCGUUCGAUGUCACAGAAGCUGAUGACCGCGAUUGUGGUAGUACGCGCUCUCGCAGGGGGUCUUGAUGGGAGAAUGGUCGACUGGACGCUUGUCUCCAACGGCUUCCCAGAUCAAGAUCCAAAAUUCAUCCAGGACAAGGGCAAGAGCAUUCUCAGCAAAAACCGCCUGCAGGUUGCGAAGAUGCAAAGUGACUUCCAGGAGCAGUUCAUUGAAGCAUAUGCCAAAGAUCUGGUCCCACGUAUCAACUAUGAUGACCUAGAAGGAUACGACUGGAAUACAGUCAUCGAAUGGGCAAAUGUGCAGUUGGAUGUUCCCAAGUCCGAAAAGAUUCCAGAUCUCCCUGCCACUCGGGAACAAUUCGACAAUAUCUUUGAGCUUCGUGAAGAAUCCUAUAGCUCGCUCGAUGAGAUCUUCCAAAACCAAUCAGUGACAGUAAGCCGCAAACGGGUUCUCUAUGCCAACAUGGCCUUCGCCGCUCCACUACGGCAGAAGUCCAGCCAUCAUUCACUUCGGCAAGGGGAGCUUUCCCGUCUCGACACGGUUAAGACAUGGAUUCGAGCCAACAUUACCACCCCAGAGGAAGUUUAUCGCCCCGCCGAUGCCCGACAAGCUCUAAGUUAUAUCGACGGAGGACUUAUUGGUCCUGCGCUCCAAUCGCUGGUAAACGAGCGUGUUAUUUCCCAGGGGAACCGGGGACGUGUCACCCCUGGUCGCAACUACGACAUCACAGAGCACUUCUUGUUUAAUCUGAGCAAGAGGCGUGCAAUUGAGCUUACCGAGUUCCGACGCGCAACGCGAUUCAAAACCGACACCCUUGACGACGCGAUCUUCUCUGGCCGAGAAGGAGUAUACAAGCUCACCUACAAUGAAGAAGACGGCGACAUUAUAGCCUUGGUCAACCUCUUCGCAGAGGGCCAGGUCACAUUCGCCCCGUGCGAUGCUCCGCGUGACAAAUUCGGCCUUACAGAGGGGGGAUAUCUCACUCGGCAAAUGAAUAAAGACAAAUUGCGUUUCCCUGUUGAAGUCCGGUCCGUCAAAGGGGCUUAUGUGCGCGGAAACCCGGUUUAUGAGAAGGCGUCUAGCAUACCACCACCCUGUCCCCCUCAGAUUGCCCUGAAUGAAUCGACAUCCGUCCCCGGGAAGAUCCCGCUAUGGUACGAUAUCCACGGCGGCUUUAUCCAGGUCCUCUGGGAACUGGCGGUGGCAGCUGUGCUCGGCUGUGUUGCAACGCGACCUGGCAUUACGGCGGGCGGAAUCGCGAACAUGGUAAAGCCGACGAUGGGUGCAUGGGAGAUUCAGAUGUUGCUUGAUUGGAUGGAUGAGGCGGGUGUAAUGCGCCAGGAAGGUGGGGAUUGUGCUGGAGAGUCUGGAUGGAUGGUUCAACAGUGGUGGUGGAUGGUUCUGGGCUGAGUAUUUCCACUUCCAUAGUGACCUUGUACGAAUAAGCCACUGAUACUGAUAUGAAAGAAUGCAUCUGGGUACCUCUCAGCUUU
Aspergillus ochraceoroseus IBT 24754 is the source of this 5926-nucleotide messenger RNA. Its product is annotated as putative TFIIIC transcription initiation factor complex subunits Tfc3. Gene Ontology annotation, biological process: 5S class rRNA transcription by RNA polymerase III; transcription initiation at RNA polymerase III promoter. The transcript is spliced from 4 exons. The record is from RefSeq and is a predicted model, not a curated record. Gene Ontology annotation, cellular component: transcription factor TFIIIC complex. Bases 93 to 5843 code for a protein of 1916 amino acids. Lineage: Eukaryota; Fungi; Ascomycota; Eurotiomycetes; Eurotiales; Aspergillaceae. Gene Ontology annotation, molecular function: DNA binding.